CAAUCUUCCCAUAUCCAAAUUGCCGAUGGGCCACGACGACGAAGCGCUGCUGAGUGAGACGCGAGCCGCCGAGGCCGUGUGCGACAUCACGUCCGACGAAGGCCUCUUCGACGAAGCUGCCCGCGAGAGCUGCACGAUGGCGCUCUCCAAGUGCUCGGGCGACAUUGCUCUCACGCUUCCGACAAGCUCGGUCCCGCUAGCCAAGAAGAGCACGAAGCAGGGCACGCUUCACGGUGUGUACCUGCCCUGUCUCCAAACCCUCAUCGGUGUCGUCUACUUCUGCCGCAUGCCCUGGGUCACGAGCCAAGCGGGCGUGCCUCUCACGUGCUUUCUCUUCGUCAUGUGCCAGUCUGUGGGCUACUUGACGGCGCUCUCCAUCUGCGCACUUGUCACGAACGGCAAGAUCGCGGGUGGCGGCGUCUACUACUUGAUUUCGCGCACGAUUGGCAUUGAGACAGGUCUCUCGGUGGGCAUCCUCGUGUUUUGCGGGGCAUCGUUUGCGCUUGCUUUCAUGGUGCUGGGCGCCGUCGAGACGCUGGCCAACAUUUUUGAUACAAGCCAGUGGAUCGUGGCGGACCUUCGCCUCCAAGCGCUCAUCCUCUUGGGGAUUCUCGGCGCCAUUGCUGGCAUUGGCAUGAAGUACAUCGCCAUGGUCGGCUUUGCGUGCUUCCUCAUGGUGACGCUCUCGAUUGCAAGCUCGUUCCUCGGGCUUUUGGUCCUUGUUGGUAACCCCAACCCCAGCGAGGCGUCGACGCCAAUAGUUUGGUUUGGCAAUGUACAUACGAAUUUCACAAAAGACCCGACGACCGGCAUCAUGCCGACGGUGACCACCAUGAUCUCCGUGGUCUAUCCAGGCACGACGGGCUACAUGGCAGGGGCCAUGCGAUCUGGCGUCUUGGCGACACCGUCGCGGUCCAUUCCGCUGGGCACACUAGCGGCCAUGGUCACGGUGCUCGUCCUCAACUUGGCAUGUGUCAUCUCGGUCGGCAGUACGAUCCCCAAUCACGUCCUGAAAGCCGACAAGUUUAUUCUGUCGACGGUCGCGUGGCCGACGAAGCAGCUCAUCAACCUCGGCAUCUUCUUCAGUGCGAUUGGUGGCGCCCUGCAAAACCUCACGGGGCACCCGCGCAUGCUUGCGGCCAUGGCCAACGACAAUGUGAUUCCAUUUCUGCGGCCGUUUGCUGCCAAAGACGGCGACGAGCCAAGAAAAGCCGUGGGGUUGAUCCUCGCCCUGUCGUGUCUUCCGUGCAUUGCCGGCAAUCUGGACUUUUUAGCGCCGUUUCUGACCAUGUCGAGCCUCAUGCUCUGUGCGACGCUCAACUUUGCGUGCUUUUCGAUGGCGUUGGGCCACGCCCCAGGCUUUCGUCCCAAGUGGCACUAUUUCCACUGGUCGACCGCGCUGCUCGGUAGCAUGGGCAGCAUCGGCCUCAUGCUCUUCUUUUCGUGGACCAAAGCUAUCUUGGCCAUCCUUCUCUGUGUUCUUCUUCGACUCUACGUGCGCUGCCUUGGCUUCAAGAAGGACUGGGGCUCGUCCAUUCGGGGCAUGCACCUCGAACUCGCGUGCUGGCUCUUGCAGUGCCUCAACCAAGCCGACGAGGAAGAGCACACAAAGAACUGGCGGCCCCAGAUCCUCGUGUUUUGCAAAACCAACGGCCGCGGUCUCCCGUCGAGCACGCAACUGCUCGACUUUGCGAGCCAGCUCAAAGAAGGCCACGGGCUUGUCGAGGUCGUCAACUUGCUCGCAGGGAAGGACGACACGACGUACGACGUGGCGUCGCAAGCCACGCACCGCCUCCGAGCGCACUUGCUAAGCGCACACAUUGCUGGUUUCGGGCAUGUGUACGCCUGCAAGAGCAUUCUGAAGAGCAUGGGCACCGUCGCGGAGGCCUCGGGCAUGGGCCCGCUGCGCAGCAACACGGUGCUACUUGGUUGGCCCAAGGCGGCUGCGAGUCGAGACCAAGCGUUUCUCGAUGCUUAUGUCGAUAUGCUCCACGAGAUCAUCAACUGCAAGAAGGCUCUUCUCUUGGCCAAAGGCCUCGCUUCGUUUCCAUCCAACGACGACAGCCGGCGCGGCACGGUCGACAUUUGGUGGGUCCUUCACGACGGCGGGCUCCUCCUACUGAUCCCGUACCUUCUUCGCUUGCAUUUUGUGUGGCGCAAGACCAAGCUUCGGCUCUUCACGGUUGUCUCGAUGAAGGAAGAUGCUGGCGAGAUUGCGGCGCGCCUCGCCGACUUUUUAGAAGGCGCACGCAUCGAGGCAGAGGUCCACGUUGUGCCUUUGCAAAUGGCAACGAUCUCGUCGCUUCUCAUCAAGCGCACCAAGGACGAGUUGCGGAAGAAGAAGGAGGCGCUCGCUGCUAUGAAGGUGACGACCCUGUCAUUUACGAUCCGAGACGGCUACGAGCAGCUCGUCGACGACCUCAGCGACGUGGGCACAGCGAUCGAGGACGACGACGAGCGGUCCCGCGGCAAGCGGUUUGCUGCGUCACCGCCAGCGCCCUCGGCGGACACGCGCCUCGUGCACGCCCAGCUCAUGAAUCAGCACAUGCUCGAGCACUCGGGCGACGCGUCACUCGUGGUGGUGAACCUCCCACGCCUCAUUGGUGUUCCCGCAAGCAACUUUGUGACGUACGUCGAAGCGCUGACGCAGCACCUCUCGGCGGUGCUGCUCGUACGGGGCAGUGGCCGCGAAGUCGUGACUCUGAACGCGUAAUGUCCCUACGUCAACUCUCGCUCUACAUAAUUGAUGAGGCUAAUACAAAAACCCAAAUGCUUUCAUGGAAA
Saprolegnia diclina VS20 is the source of this 2784-nucleotide messenger RNA. RefSeq lists its product as hypothetical. The transcript is spliced from 18 exons. Gene Ontology annotation, biological process: transmembrane transport; monoatomic ion transport. Lineage: Eukaryota; Oomycota; Saprolegniomycetes; Saprolegniales; Saprolegniaceae. Gene Ontology annotation, cellular component: membrane. The coding region runs from base 26 to 2713 and encodes 895 amino acids. Gene Ontology annotation, molecular function: chloride:monoatomic cation symporter activity. The record is from RefSeq and is a predicted model, not a curated record.